Molecule: messenger RNA, 829 nt
Organism: Syngnathus acus (greater pipefish)
Lineage: Eukaryota; Metazoa; Chordata; Actinopteri; Syngnathiformes; Syngnathidae
Exons: 2
Coding region: 183-605 (140 amino acids)
Biological process (GO): axoneme assembly
Cellular component (GO): axonemal microtubule
Source: RefSeq, a predicted model, not a curated record
AUACACCGACGCGUAGGGAUGACGCAAAAUGACGCGUCAUUUUUAUUUUACAACUACACUUUUAAACGUUUCAACUUUCAACCAUUACACACAGAUUACAAAGUUUGUUUAAUACCACCGUAAUAUCUUAAGCACAUCGAAGGCUUCGAUUUGUGCCGCCUGCAAAACAUCGCCUGUGUUUAAUGGUCGCUAUGGAAACUCGACAAGACUGCGAACAAGCAAAGAAAGACGACGCGUGUUUGGAGGAUUCGCUCUUAAACGCGGGUGCUUCAGCGAUGUCUGCCCCGGCCAAAGAGGAGCCAGAAAAAACACAAGCAUGCGUCAACUUUGGAAACCCAGUUUUCACUUGCACCACCAUACCAUCUUGUAAAGGUGUAACUCGAUCGCGGUGGUCUCAACGUCAGAACCCCCUGUACAGGACCAGCUCCGCUGACUACGGCCUGUAUCCUCCCACCGUUGAAACUACACCGUGUACAUACCAUCCUAAAUCACAGAAAUUCACCAAUCUCCUGAGCAAGACUGGAAUGUACCGUGACGAUUGCUUCAACACGACCCUUGACCGCAGCAGAGUCUAUGACUGUCCGAAUUUACAACACACUAUCUGAAAACGCAUGUAAUCACAAUAACUCUACGCUUUAUUUACCAUGAAAUUAUUGAGUUUGAAGAAAACAUCUAGCAUCAAUUCUGAAAAUGAGUAUGUUAUCUGAUCAGAAUACAAGGCUUGCACACAAGUGCCACAUUCUGUUUAUUAGCCAUUAAUUUCCAUGCAUAUUGUGGUUGUGUACAAGUCAAACUGUUUGGAAUAAAAUAUUGGUUGCAUUCAAAGGGA